Messenger RNA from Etheostoma spectabile (orangethroat darter), 758 nucleotides. RefSeq names its product gamma-aminobutyric acid receptor-associated protein-like 1. The record is from RefSeq and is a predicted model, not a curated record. Lineage: Eukaryota; Metazoa; Chordata; Actinopteri; Perciformes; Percidae. The coding region runs from base 25 to 378 and encodes 117 amino acids. The transcript is spliced from 5 exons.
UGUUUGUUGUUUUCGUUCAGCAGAAUGGGCAGUCAGUACCAGCGCUCAGUAGCACUUGAGGUGAGGAGAGCAGAGGGAGAGAGAGUUCGGGCCAAGCAUCCAGACAAGAUACCGAUCAUUGUGGAGAGGGCCCCGAGGUCACGAGCUCCUGAACUGGACAAGAAGAAAUAUCUAGUGCCCUCAGAUCUAACAGUGGGCCAGUUGUGCUUCCUGAUCCGCCAGCGUGUGUCUUUAAGACCCGAGGAAGCACUCUUCUUCUUUGUCAACAACUCCCUCCCCCCAUCCAGCUCCCCUCUCUCAGCUGUAUAUGAGGAGCACCAUGAAGAGGACUUGUUUCUCUACUUGACCUACAGUAAUGAGAGUGUGUACGGUGCCUGAGGGAGGACAAAAGACUGGAGAAAGUGAGAGAGAGAGAGAGGGAAUGAGACUGUCAGAGGGAUAAAGAGUUAAGCUGUUUGUAAUGCUUCACACCACUUUCGAUCUCUAUAUUAGUUUUGAUAAGUAACUACAGUACAUGGUGGAAGAAAAGCUUUGCACAAGGCAGAGGGGUCAGUAUUUUGGGGUGAGCAAAAUGUGUUUUAGAACAGACGAGGGGUGAAAAGAAAGAAUGAAAGCAUCUAUCGCAAAAGGAAGUUAUUGAAAUUAUGUUGACAGUUCUCUCAUAAUCUUUCUCAGUCUGCUGUAUUUAAUGCAAAUAGUUUUUUUUUGUAAAUUAAUAUCAUAAACCUUUGUGGAAAAUAAAGAUGAAAAUGCAUACA